Molecule: messenger RNA, 1023 nt
Organism: Strongyloides ratti
Lineage: Eukaryota; Metazoa; Nematoda; Chromadorea; Rhabditida; Strongyloididae
Exons: 5
Coding region: 1-1023 (340 amino acids)
Source: RefSeq, a predicted model, not a curated record
AUGUAUUAUUCAGCUUUCUAUUUAUUACUUAUUUUACUUUUAAAUGUCUUCUUGAUUUCUAAUGCCGUUCCAUCAGGAAGAGAUUUAGUUAAAAGAGAUAGUGACUUAAUAAGAGUUGCUAGAGCUUCAGAUGGUCAAAAAGGUUCUAAAAAUGUACCAAAAGAUAGUGAUGAAGAUGAAGAUGAUGAUGACGAUGAUGAUGACGAUGAUGGUGAUGAUGGUGAUGAUGAUGACGAUGAUGACGAUGAUGACGAUGACGAUGAAGAAAAACGUAAAAAAAGAGAAGCAGAAUCUGAAUCUGAAUCUGAAGAAGAAGAAGAAGAAGAAGAAGAAGAAAGACAAAAUGGAUCACCUGAAAUAUUCACAGAAGGAGAAGGAGAAGGUCCAGAACCUGAAAUUAUAAAAUUAGGAAAAACAGAAGGUCCAGAAAAUGAAGAAGGAGAAGGAGAAGAAGAAGAAGAAGAAGAAGAAGAAAAAGAAAAAGAAAAAGAAAAAGAAGAAAAAGAAGAAGAAGAAGAAGAAGAAUCUGACUCAAGCGCUUCAUCCGAAUCAGAAGAAUCUAGCUCAAGCUCCUCAUCUGAAUCAGAAGAAGAAAAAUCAAGCUCAUCAUCAAGCUCAAGCUCAAGCUCAAGUUCUUCAUCAGAAUCAGAAGAAAGCAACGGAAGACGCAAAGGAUUGAGAAGAUUUGGAAGAUUUGGUAGAUUUGGAAGACAUGGAAGACAUGAAAGAUUUGGAAGACAUAUGAGAAAUCCACUCAGUAAAUUAUAUGAAAGAGUUUAUAAAGUUGUUCGUGAUUACGUUUUUGAAAGAGAAUUUGGUAGAAUCUUUAGAUAUUUGAAAUUAAUUAAAGAUUUAAUAGCUUCUAAACCUUAUCUUCCAACUACAACAACAACAAUUGCUCCAGAAACAACUACCGAAACAGAAAAACCUGUAACAUUGGUUACAAAAAAAUGGCAAAAAUAUUUUAAUGAUUUAGUUGGAAGAUUAAACAGGAAUAUGUUAGGAGAAAAAAAACCUUUAUAA